Messenger RNA from Capronia coronata CBS 617.96, 1020 nucleotides. RefSeq lists its product as uncharacterized. Lineage: Eukaryota; Fungi; Ascomycota; Eurotiomycetes; Chaetothyriales; Herpotrichiellaceae. The transcript has 2 exons. Gene Ontology annotation, molecular function: oxidoreductase activity. The record is from RefSeq and is a predicted model, not a curated record. The coding region runs from base 1 to 1020 and encodes 339 amino acids.
AUGUCACAGCAAUAUGCAAAGGACCAGCCGCAAGGCUUCAAGAACUACGUGGAAAACAUCGCCAUCGUUGGGGCAGGUGGUCGCGUCGGAGCCUUCGUGGCGCAUGAACUGCUCAAGACAAAAAAGCACAAAGUCACAGCGCUCUCACGGCCCGAAAGCACCAGCAAAUUGCCCGCCGACAUUCUAGUCAAACACAUCAGCUACGAUGACCCGUCAUCGCUGGUUGACGCCCUGCGCGGCCAAGACGCGCUCAUCAUCACCAUGUCAGUCAUGGCACCUCCCGACCAGGAAGCGAAACUGAUCCAAGCCGCCGCCGACGCCGGCGUGCCGUGGGUCAUGCCGAACGAAUGGGGCCUGGACCCGUCAAUGAAAGAUUUGGCGAAAGAAUCGCUUAUAGGCGAGCCCCGAGAGAAAGCGCGCAACCUGAUCACCAGUCUAGGAAAGAGCAGCUUCAUUUCGCUGGUCGUUGGGUUCUGGUAUGAAUUCAGCCUCGGGGGCUUGAAGUAUCGUUAUGGGUUCGACAUCCCGGGCCGGGAGGUGACUUUCUACGACGACGGAAACACCAAGAUCAACACCAGCACUUGGCAACAGUGCGGGCGUGCUGCGGCGGCCGUCUUCAGUCUGAAGGUGUUGCCCGAAGAUGAAGCGGACAAGGCCCCGACGCUUUCCCAGUUCAAGAAUGGGUUCGUCUAUGUCUCGUCGUUCUUGGUCAGUCAGCGCGAUAUGUUUGCCAGUGUUCUUCGCGUCACGGGGACGAGUGAGAAAGAUUGGACAAUCAAGUACCAGGAUGUCGAGGAGCGGUACAAGGAGGGGGUGGAGGAGAUGAAGGCGGGCGAUGUGUUCAAGGGGUUUACGAAACUGCUUUAUGCGAGGGACUUUUAUCCGGAUGGAUGUGGCAAUUAUGAGGCCAGGAAAGGCUUGCACAAUGACCUACUGGGCUUGCCGAAGGAGGAUCUGGAUGAGUGCACGAAAGUCGCGGUCGUCAUUGCUGAGAAUGGCGAGGAGGCUGGACGCCUUUAA